Messenger RNA from Prorocentrum cordatum, 544 nucleotides. NCBI's taxonomy places the organism in Eukaryota, Dinophyceae, Prorocentrales, Prorocentraceae. The record is from the annotation of a GenBank genome assembly.
AGGACGGGAUGGACCUGUCCGCGCUGCGCGCUGGCGCAGUUCUCAACGUGCUCUCCGGCCUGCGCGGCGGGGUGGGGCUCGUUGGCGGCCGCGCCGAGGGAGGCUGGCUCUUCAAGGCCGUCUUCUCCAGGACCGCCGCCCAGGUGCUGGAGGAUGCCCUGCAGGCGGCCUUCGACCUGAUCGGCGACCAGCGGAUCGCGAAGCCGGGCGACCUGUCGGCCGAGCAGGCGCACCUCGCCCUGCGCCGGCUCCACAUGGAUGCCCAGAGCCGCACCGCCAGCGCGGACGAGGCGACCAGGGUGCAGAUCUGGCUGGAGCUCGCGCGCUUCCAUUUCCAGGGGCUGCCGCGGGAGCCCGCACCCGGAGGUGCGGGCGGCCCGGCGGCGGCCGCCAAGGACAGGGACAAGAGCAAGGCCGCUGCGGAACGGCCCUGGCACGACGGCGAGGUUCUCGGCAAGCUGGGCAGGGCCGAGGGAGAGCUCGAGGCUGAGUCUCAGCAGAUGAGCUUGGAGACCCUGCGCGCCCAGAACCGGUCGAUCGAGGA